CUUUUCUCGAGCUCUUAAAAAAAAAAUAAAGGCAGCAUAUUUUUUUUUUACAAUUAGAGAAUUUUUUUUCCGCAUAUUUCCGUUUGAAUAACUUUAAAAACUAAUUUUUCAUUUUCGCUAUGAUUUGCAGAUAAAUUUUUACAUUCAAUUUUAGACGUAACACUAAUAUUUAAAUUAAAAUUUUAUAUAAACUGUUAGAAAAAUGCUUGCGAAAAACUUGCUUUAAUCUUUCGGCACACGCGUUCAUUAAAAUCGCGAGCACUGUUGCCAGACACAAUAUAAAAGAAAUUAAAAAAAAUAAAUCGUCAAUUGUUGUAAAAUGUACCCGCCACAGCAACAACAUCAUCAACCAAAAAUGCAAAUACCAAUUAGACCACGUUCUAGUCUGUCUACAGAUGAACAUUAUCGGAUUAAAGAUAAACAUCGUUAUCAUAAUAAGCCCAAUAAUGCUGUCUUGACAUUAACGGGCUUUUGUAUAUUUCUUCUCGUGUUGUGUAUGUUUUUAUUAGGCGCCUUAGUAUACGUCGGCAGAAACAUAGUAAAUGAACAUCUGCGCACAGAUGUAACGUAUAACUCAUCAGCACAACUAUUAGACGAAGAAUAUCUUGAAAGCCUUUACUCCUCAACAAAGCCUAUAAAACGAUUUCGGUCGGCAUCUUCAAGCUCUUCCACUUCUACAGCAAAACCUCGUUUCUUUAUAUUUAAUAAAACCACAAUAGCACCGCACGUAAUGGCUACAUCCAAAGUCUUGUCACAGCUUACUUGCCGAUUGCCUAGAGAGCUUAAACCACGUCACUAUCAGCUGCGACUGCAACCGGAUUUGGCAAAUCGCACUUUCAGUGGUAAUGUGACAAUAAACUUGGAGGUUUUAAAGCCUAUUUCCUUUAUACCCGUGCACGCUAAGUACUUGAAAGUUGACACAGAACAAGUGUGGCAGUUGGAUGAAACUAGUACACCUUUGCGUAAAAUUGAUCCUGUUUUAACAUUUUCCCAUCCUGACUGUGAAUACUGGGUUACCGAAUUUUCUGAACCUCUACAAGUGGGAAAUUAUUCUUUGCUAUUGACCUUUAAAGGCUCUAUGGCUUAUAGAAUCGUUGGUUUAUAUCAGAGUUCGUAUUGGGAUAAAGCACAAAGCAAGGAAAGAUGGAUUGCUACCUCAAAAUUUGAACCCACAUAUGCACGUCAAGCUUUUCCAUGCUUUGAUGAACCCAGCAUGAAGGCUCGAUUUAGCGUAACUGUAAUACGACCUACAGACGAUAAUUACCAUGCUUUAUCUAAUAUGAAUGUGCUGGAAGAAAUUCCUUUUGACGCACAUUUUACCCAGACUAAAUUCGCUGAAAGUGUACCGAUGAGCACUUAUCUGGUGUGCUUCAUAGUAUCCGAUUUUGCAAAUCAAACAAAACUUGUUAGAGGUAUGCUUGAUGGCGCUAAGGACUUUGAAAUGCGUGUGUUUGCUACAGCCAAUCAAGUCAAUAAAGUGGAAUAUGCCCUAAACGUUGGUGUUGGUAUUACUGAAUACUAUAUAGAAUACUUUAAUAUAUCAUAUCCUUUGCCCAAACUGGAUAUGGCCGCCAUACCCGACUUCGUUUCUGGUGCAAUGGAACAUUGGGGCUUGGUUACGUAUCGUGAAACUUCAUUGCUUUAUGAUAAAGAAAUAAGUUCAAGUGCCAAUAAGCAACGCGUAGCUGUAGUGGUUGCCCAUGAAUUGGCUCAUAUGUGGUUUGGUAAUUUGGUAACUAUGAAAUGGUGGAACGACUUAUGGCUUAACGAAGGUUUUGCCAGUUAUAUUGAGUACAAAGGUGUCAAUCAUGUACAUCCCGAUUGGAAAAUGCUUGACCAGUUCCUAAUCUCCGAUAUGCAUGGCGUUAUGAAGCUUGACGCCACGCUAGCAUCGCAUCCUAUUGUACAGACUGUUGAAACUCCUGACCAAAUUACCGAACUGUUCGAUUCAAUAACAUAUUCUAAAGGAGCCACAAUCAUUCGGAUGCUUGAAGAUUUGGUGGGUGCUGAGAAAUUUCGUAAUGCCACCACCAAUUAUUUAAAUCGAUUCAUUUAUUCGAAUGCUGAAACUAAUGAUUUCCUGAGCGAAGUUGAAGCCGUCAUUACUGAUAUUGACAUCAAAUUAAUUAUGCAGACAUGGACUGAACAAAUGGGCCUGCCUGUCGUACAAAUUGUAAGAAAUGGCACUUCUUUCAAGUUAACACAAAAACGUUUUCUCGCCAAUCCUGAGGAUUACAAUGGCGUAUAUGAAGACUCCCAGUUCAAUUAUCAUUGGUCUAUACCCAUUACCUAUUUUACUAACGAAGAUCCCACAGUAAAACGUAUCAUAUUCAAUUAUAAUGAUAGCGAAGAAAAUAUUCAAGUUCCAAAUGAAGUGAAAUGGAUUAAAUUUAACAAAAAUCAAAUUGGAUACUAUCUUGUCAAUUAUCCAGAGGACAUGUGGCGCGCUUUAAAUUCUGGUUUAGUGGAAAACCGCAAUGCAUUUAGUACUGCCGAUCGUGCCCAUUUGAUUAGCGAUGUGUUCGCUUUAGCCGAUGCUAGCCAAUUGAACUACAGCAUUGCCUUAGAUUUAAGUAAAUACCUCGAAAAUGAAGUGGAAUACGUGCCGUGGAGCGUUGGCGUUUCACGUUUGGCUAAUAUAAGAAAUUUAGUUUAUUAUACUGAACUCUACAGUAAUUUCGUUAAUUACGCUCGCCAACUGCUUAGUAAGGUUUACGAGAUGGUCUCCUGGGAUGUGGGCGAUAAUCAUUUGGAAAACUUGCUACGUGUAUCAAUAUUAAAAGCUUCAUGCGCUUUCGGACAUCCGCAUGCUUUAGAAGAAGCUCAUAAACGUUUUGUUGAAUGGCUUAAGAAUCCUGAAGAACGUCCGCAUCCAGAUAUACGCAACGCAGUUUACUAUUACGGUAUGCAAAUAGGUGGAACUGAACAAAUUUGGCAACAAGUUUGGGAAUUAUUCGUUAACGAACAAGACGCUCAAGAGAAAGUAAAAUUAAUGGAAGCUUUAGCCGCCAUUAAUGAGCCAUGGAUAUUGCAACGUUACAUCAAUCUGGCUUGGAAUGAAAGUUAUGUACGCAGUCAAGAUUAUUUCAGCUGCCUACAGUUUAUUGCUCAAAAUCGUGUGGGUCAAGGCCUAGUUUGGGAUUAUGUACGGGAGAAUUGGCCACGUUUGGUCAAUAGAUUCGGUAUUAAUGAACGUUACAUGGGCCGUAUGAUCCCGGCAAUAACAUCACGUUUUGCUACGCAAACGAAACUCGAAGAAAUGGAGGCAUUCUUUGCUAAAUAUCCCGAGGCAGGGGCAGGCACAGCUGCACGUAAGGAGGCUUUGGAGAAUGUCAAAAACAAUAUCAAAUGGUUGGAGCAAAAUAUGGAUCAUGUCGGCAAGUGGUUGCAGUGUCAGACGUCAGAAGCUAAAAUUGAUAUUGAGCAGAACGUUUGAAAGUUUAAAGCCAAACCCUUAGAUAUUGUUUAUUGAUAAUUUCAAAAAUUCCCGAUCAUUUCUGCAUAUUAGAAAAAAAAGAAAACCAUUUAUUUUUACAUGUCCUAUGAGGAUAAUAAUCCUAUUAAAUUCCUUUCGCAAAUUUAUUUUUGAUACUUGGAAAAAAACAUUUUAGCAAUCAUUGAGCAAUCCGCGUAAUGCUAUCAUUGUAAACUGUGAACUGUUUUUUCAUUUUUAUAAAAUUAAUAAAAAUUCUUUUGAAAAUUUCUAUGGAA
Messenger RNA from Glossina fuscipes, 3711 nucleotides. Its product is annotated as glutamyl aminopeptidase-like. Bases 320 to 3436 code for a protein of 1038 amino acids. The transcript has 11 exons. Gene Ontology annotation, biological process: proteolysis; peptide catabolic process. Gene Ontology annotation, cellular component: cytoplasm. Gene Ontology annotation, molecular function: peptide binding; zinc ion binding; metalloaminopeptidase activity. NCBI's taxonomy places the organism in Eukaryota, Metazoa, Arthropoda, Insecta, Diptera, Glossinidae. The record is from RefSeq and is a predicted model, not a curated record.